AUGAAGGUCGUAAUACUGAUUGCUCUGUUGGUUGUAGGUGCUUGGGCCUCAAGCACUGAAGAACCAAGUGAGUCGAGUGAAUCCUCCACUCCUGCUUCUCCUUCACAGAUUGCCUUCUCACCCUUUCUCAUUUACGAUGACAGAUUCGCCCUGGGAACUUUUGCCAAGGUCAACUGGUUCCAGGCUCAAGCCACCUGUGCUGCUAAUGGAUAUACCUUGGCCAGCAUCAAUAGUGAAUAUGAUCAGCAACGUAUACGUAAUUUCUUCUAUACUCGUGGCCAUUCGCAAUUGCAUUUGUUAAACCAACCCAUCUGGACAUCCGGCACUGAUUUGGCUGAUACCAAUAAUUGGGUUUGGUUUGGUAAUGGACGCAGUUUCACAUAUCGCAAUUUCCAGAAUGACUCCCCAACAUAUUCCAAUGGAAGUUGUUUGGGCGUCAAUGGCAUUACCAGUCUCUGGUUGAAUGAAAAUUGCUCUAAUCUACAUUAUUUCCUCUGCGAAAGACGUUGUGCCGAAGGUGGCGACUACUAUAGAUAAAUGAUUAAAGUCCUUUUAAUCUUUAAGUCCUAAUCUGGUGUUGGCUUAAUAAAUAUUGUGCAAAUGCAAAA
Messenger RNA from Drosophila willistoni, 608 nucleotides. RefSeq names its product C-type lectin 37Da. Gene Ontology annotation, biological process: biological process involved in interspecies interaction between organisms. Lineage: Eukaryota; Metazoa; Arthropoda; Insecta; Diptera; Drosophilidae. Bases 1 to 537 code for a protein of 178 amino acids. The record is from RefSeq and is a predicted model, not a curated record. Gene Ontology annotation, molecular function: carbohydrate binding. The transcript is spliced from 2 exons. Gene Ontology annotation, cellular component: external side of plasma membrane.